UGUCCGAGCUUCAGGAGGAGGGCAUGAACGCCAUCAACUUGCCCCUCAGCCCCAUCCCCUUUGAGCUGGACCCUGAGGACACCAUGCUGGAGGAGAAUGAAGUGCGAACGAUGGUGGACCCAAACUCACGCAGCGACCCCAAACUUCAAGAACUGAUGAAGGUAUUAAUUGACUGGAUUAACGAUGUGUUGGUUGGAGAAAGAAUCAUUGUGAAAGACCUGGCUGAGGACUUAUAUGACGGACAGGUCCUGCAGAAGCUGUUUGAGAAACUUGAGAGCGAGAAGCUGAAUGUCGCUGAGGUCACCCAAUCAGAGAUUGCUCAGAAGCAAAAGCUGCAGACUGUCCUGGAGAAGAUCAAUGAAACCCUGAAACUUCCUCCCAGAAGCAUCAAGUGGAACGUGGACUCUGUUCAUGCCAAGAGCCUGGUAGCCAUCCUGCAUCUGCUGGUUGCUCUGUCCCAGUAUUUCAGGGCACCAAUCCGACUCCCAGACCAUGUUUCCAUCCAAGUGGUUGUGGUCCAGAAACGAGAAGGAAUCCUCCAGUCUCGGCAAAUCCAAGAGGAAAUAACUGGUAACACAGAGGCUCUUUCGGGAAGGCAUGAACGUGAUGCCUUCGACACCUUGUUCGACCAUGCACCAGAUAAGCUCAACGUGGUGAAAAAGACUCUCAUCACUUUCGUGAAUAAGCACCUGAAUAAACUGAACCUGGAGGUCACAGAACUGGAAACCCAGUUUGCAGAUGGGGUGUACCUGGUGCUACUCAUGGGGCUCCUGGAGGGCUACUUUGUACCCCUGCACAGUUUCUUCCUGACCCCAGACAGCUUUGAACAGAAGGUCUUAAACGUCUCCUUUGCCUUUGAGCUCAUGCAAGAUGGAGGGUUGGAAAAGCCAAAACCGCGGCCAGAAGACAUCGUCAACUGUGACCUGAAAUCCACGCUGCGAGUGUUGUACAACCUCUUCACCAAGUACCGGAACGUGGAGUGAGGGGCAGACUGGACCGUCCUCCGAGCCACCUUAACCUGCUUAUUCCUGUCCCCUGCUCUGUGCUCUCCCACAAGUCCAGCUAUAACCCAGAGAUAGUGGGAACUGAAUUAGGAAGGAAAUGAUCAGUCACUCGGUGGGGUGGGCUGACCCACACCUCCCAGGCCCUGGGGUCUGACCCGGCAAUGGCCUAGGAAGAUUUUCACCAAGCUGGUGCUGGGUCCAGAUUUCCCUCAAUGUGAUUUGAACCAGCUAAGACCCAAGAGACCCCCACAGAAGAUGAAAAUAAAGAUAAUAGUUACCAUUUAAUGGGUGUAAACUAUGUGCCAGACACCACACCAAGUGCUCUGAUGUGUUCAAACUCAGUAGUCCUCAUGACUUCAGUUGAAGCAGGUGUUACACUCCCCUUUUACAGAUGAGGAAACAGGCUCAGAGAGAUAAAGUGACUUGCCAGAAAUUGGCAUUUGUUUUUCCUCUCUGAACAACAUAUAUAUUUAUUAACAACUAACCAAUUACAUCACAGACUUUGCAUGUCCUGUAGUUGUGUGUAUGUGUGCACGUGCACCCACGAAGAAGACAGGAGCCCACUGACCUCACCACCGAGCAGGCCAGGGCAGGGCUUAGUGAUUCUCACUCAAAUUGGAAAAUCCAAUUUAACCCAAUUAAUAGUGCGUGUGUGGCAGGAAUCAUGUCCCUCAACUCCUUUGUACAAAUGAAAAUUACUACUCUUAAUUCCUUCAGAUUUGAAAUAACCCCGUGCUCUGGUUUCAGGGUGACAUUUGGGAGGGAUUCUGUUUAAAAUUAAUGGAGUGACACCUUUUACAGCCUUUUUGCUUGAUUGCAUGUAAUGGAAGUGCCCCAUAUUUUCCUGCAAAAUAACUACUCAAUUCAUUAUCAUUAGGCAAAUGUACAAUAUACUCCAGCGCCACGGAGAGCUCGGCCCAGGCCCACAUGAGCAUGGCUUGGGAAGUAGGGCUCUUUACCAGGGACCGUUGAACUUUAAAGAAAGGAACUCCUUUUUGCCCUCUAAUUGAUCAUUUAGACCGUUUCUGGCUAAGUCUGCCCACAUGCAAUUACUGGCUAAUUCAGGCGAGGAAAAAUGUAAGUCAUUCAGACCCAGGCCGAGCGGUUUCCUUGCGUGGGCUACUGGCGGGCUUGUGGGGACUUGCGUCCCCGCUCUGUGAACCCAGCUUGGAAAUACAAGGCUCGAGUUGUCCCAGGCCGCCGGGUCCUGUGUGAAUAGCAAAGGGGCUAAAGUGGGGGUGACUGGGAGGACAGGAAGCAUGGGGAAAACACUCGCACACUUAAAAAUAAGGAAAUACCCUCAGAUGAGGGACAGGGCUUGUGGGGCUUACAGCCUUCGUAAAUUGACCAAGGCCUUGGGGUAAGUAAGAAUUCUUACUGGUAUAUCUUCAUUAUAGAAUCUUCCCAAAUAUGCCAGAUGGACCCAGCCUGUGUACCCGCCUCCAGAAAUCUGUGCCCAUUGCACAAAGUCCUCUCCUAGUCUGAGGAAUUCAUUUGGAUCUCUGUCUACACCACCCAGAAUUAGGUCCCCCAUAUUGUCCAAAACAUUUCCUUCCAGCUCUCUACCAUCCAUCUGCAGUAGCUCAGAGCCCAUAAAAUUUAGAGAUACUACAUAUUUUUUGGAUAUUUCGCCCUAAGAAAGAAUUGUUACUCAGCACAACGAGCAUUUAAGAUAUAAAGACAAUGUAGUCUUGUUCCAGUUUAUGGAAAGGGACACAAUUAUUUUUUACAAAAUUGGUGAACUGUUGUGUUUUUCCUUAGGAGACGCUAAAUGCUGUAGUAUUUGCUUGUUUUCUUUUAAAUAUCCGAUAGCCAAUCAAGAUACGCCAUUGCCUUGUCUCCCUGAGCAGUAAAAGCGGAUGAAACGAGCGGUACAUACGCUUAAACAUGCUUUGCUCUACGGAUUUUCUUGUUUUGUCUUUUUUUUCGUAUAUCAAGCUGCAAAUGCCCGAUGUAACGAGUGCCCUUGGUAAGAGCUCUCCUUUCUGUAUUUUACAUAUACACCGUGCGAAAACGCUUGGGAAGUUUAGUAACAGAUCUAAUUUGUCAGAAAAUUGUGUUUCAAGAAGGAGGCCUUAGCCUCAGCCCAGAGUCCCAGGACCUGGGCCUGCGUUUCUCACCCUGUCGUCUUGUUUAGAGAUUUUCCUCUAGAUUCUCCUGCUCAAUACAUGAGCAAGGUUUUAAAGGGGGAAAAGGCAUCAGAGCAAUAAAUAAAACGAACUUAACCUUCGUCUCUUAAAAAAAAAAAAACUGAAACAAAUCUAGUCUCUAUAGGCUCACUUGUUUUCUAAGCUUAAAUUCAUUGAGAUUUUUAAUAGUUAAAACAUAAAUGGUGCAAAAUUCAAGAAGCGGGCAUGGGUAUCUAGGGGAAAAAACUAAAUUUUCCUCCCUUCUCUCCCCCAGCAGCCAAUACCCCUCUUUAGAGGCUGUCGAGGGGUAUUUGAUCCAUUUCUCACAUUCACUUCCAGAGACAAUCCAGCCCUAAAAAGCAUCGACAUACAAAUAAAAUUGUUGGCUUUUUAAAAACAUAAAUAGCAUAUUAUUAUAUAGACUAUCAGGCACAUUGCUUUUUCUCAAUGUUAUCUGUUGGAGAUUAUUUACACUGAGGAUUAAAACAUUUCGCAUUUUAAAAA
Miniopterus natalensis is the source of this 3637-nucleotide messenger RNA. The record is from RefSeq and is a predicted model, not a curated record. Lineage: Eukaryota; Metazoa; Chordata; Mammalia; Chiroptera; Miniopteridae.